Molecule: messenger RNA, 3205 nt
Organism: Leguminivora glycinivorella
Lineage: Eukaryota; Metazoa; Arthropoda; Insecta; Lepidoptera; Tortricidae
Product: late secretory pathway protein AVL9 homolog
Exons: 8
Coding region: 107-1960 (617 amino acids)
Cellular component (GO): cytoplasm
Source: RefSeq, a predicted model, not a curated record
UCAUACUUUGAUUGUGCGACGAGUGCUAAAUUCGUUGUUUUCGUAAAAAAAAAAACAUCUGAAAAUGCCCUGAUCAUCAAAUCCCUUUAAAUUAAAAUAUAACAUCAUGUCCUGUAUAAAUGAGCCAGUGCUAAAUAUCAUAGUUGUGGGGUUUCACCAUAAAAAAGGCUGCCAGGUGGAGCAUUGCUACCCCGAGUUGGUUCCUGGCCGGCCCACUGAGCUGCCCUUGGCAUGGCGGCAUCUUCCAGCCUUAGCAUUGCCUGACGGUUCUCAUAAUUACCUAUCCGAUACUAUAUUUUUCCACCUACCAGGGCUUACUGAGCCAGCCCAUACUGUGUAUGCAAUAUCCUGUUUCCGGCAAAUCCCGAUAGAGCAAGUUGUACAAAAAACAGAGGACAUGACGAGAAGUUCAGUUCAAAAGAGUGUCUGUGUGGUGUGCCAGUCCCCCCUGUUCGGGCGGCUUGCGGUGAAGAUGGAACUAGUAGUGCGAGCAUGGUUCCUGCAGGGAGACUUCUCACAGACCAAGCUUCUAGAGGAUGCUUACAAGCACCUCAACAACUGCCCUGUUCAGAUUGAUCAAACUCUAGAAGGUUUAUCAGUCCUUCGGCUAGUGGAGUCGUGGCGGCACAAGGCGCUGCUUCUGUUCAAGCUGCUGCUGCUCCGACGGCGGGUGCUGGUGUACGGGUCGCCGGCCGGGCCGCUGUCCGCCGCGCUGCUGACGCUGGUGUCGCUGCUGCCGCGCUGCCUCGAGCACGGGCUCGGCAAGGCCGCCAACGUCGUAUUAUCCAGGCCAUUAUCUCCCAUUCCUAUGGCCCCAGAUAACAAGUCGGAAGACGUUGACACCGCAACCGACAUCGUGAACGAGCCGUACGUAAACGGUUCUCAAAUAGAUGACGAACUUACGCCUAAAGAAUCAGGAAAUUUAUUGGAAGAAAAGGACCGGGUUAGCCGACAGAGCUUUGAUGAGACGCUACUAGCAGAUGUUGAUAGACAAGACUUAGCUAGCAGAGAAAAAUGUCACAGCGUUGGAGAAAAAUAUAAAACACAAAAACCACUAGUUGAAGCCCAACAAAGCCCAACCAUGGCUAGAGAUAUGAGCGUAGAUGGCUUGUACAAUUUAACCAGCCAGAUUGACCAAGCAGAGUGCGGCUUCCCAUUAUCGCUUUUUGAGGAUGGCUACCUAUGUUUACCGUACUUAUCUUUACAGUACUUAGACCUUUUGUCAGACCCGGCCGUUCAGGGUUUCGUAGUGGGUGCAUCUAAUGUUUUAUUUAAGCAAAAACGCCAACUAUUCGAUGUCCUUGUAGAACUGAAUGAGAUGAGGAUAGAAACAGGGGAUUUGAUGUUGCGGAGACAGCUGGCCCUCGGGACGGAAGACUUGAGGUUCGCCGAUCACGUGGUGCGGCACGGCGCUUCGCAGGGCGACGCGUGGAUACGAGACCAAUUUGCCAGCUACUUAAUUUAUCUUUUAAGGACAUCUUUAUUACCAGAGGGUAGCCGAGAAAUCGACCCGUACAAUGCUCAAUUCAUGGCGGCGUUCAAAGCCACACCUGCGUACCAGCAGUGGCUGAAGACGACUAACAAUGGUGACAUCGAGGCGUUCGCUAACCUGGCGCCGAUUCAUCCGUUCGCCGGGCAGCUAUCCGUGGCUGAUAUGAAGCUGAAAAUAGCUCACACGAUGUCGACAAGCGAGGGCGGGCGCAAGGUGACGGCGGCGGUGGCGAGCACGGGGCGCGCCGUGGCCACGACGUCGCGCGCGGUGGGCGGCGCGCUGUCGCAGGCGCGCGGCGCGCUGUCCGGCUGGUGGAGCGCGCUCACCGCGCCGCCGCCGGACGACGCCGACGCCGAGGAGGCCCGGCCCGACGACAACAGGGCGGAGGAGCGCGCCCACACGCCCGACCCGCCCGAUAAAUCUAUAGAGGACACUUCUACUUCCCUUAACAAAAUACAGGUCAUAUAAUCGCACGCGUUUGGGAGUCGUUCUCGGAAAAUAUGUUUGAUUUGCGGUUGCGUCUAAUUGCAAUGACUCUUUUCAUCAUUUUGUGGCAAUCGGUCGAAAUACUUUCCAGAUAGUGCGAAUGUAGUUUGCCCUGUCUAGCGAUUCCCCAGGCCUAAAACGAUGUCAAAUAUCGUAUUUCUAGAGAAUGACCGUUGUGCGCGAUGCGAUUAUCACUUCAUAGUAUUCUAGAUAUCGAAAUUAGGUCUAUUGUAAAUAUACUUCCGUGUAGUAUGUUCCUUAGUGAUGUAUCUGGCCGUCGAAUUGUAGCGAUGGUGGCCAUUAGAUUUUUUUACAGUGAUAACUUGUUUAUUUAUAUUCGAGGACAUUAAUCGUAGAUAAAAGAGUAAGCAGACUAUUUGAUCGAAGAAAUAAAUGGCAGCUUCUUUUCUAGGUCUUCAUUAUAUGAAUUGAUGUCUAUCAUUGUUUUCAAUGUAUGAUUUAUUUGAAAAUGAUAUGUAUAUUUUUUGCUUGUUGUAUUUAAGCAUAUUUUUUCGCUCGAAUAGCUGCUUUCCUUGUAAGCGCAAUGUGAUUUCCAAGUACGCACGAAAAUUCUUGCACGAUUUUAUCUCGUGAAAAAGUUCAAAGAAAAACUCAAUCAGUAAUUAUUACAUUAUAGGCUUCAAAUAUUUAUCGAUUUGUAUUCAAUCAAAAAUCUAAAAAAUACUUUGAAUAUUCAUGUCAUGUAUCACGAUAAGAAGUUCUCUGGAGUUUAUAUUUGCAUUGACUAUUAAAAUUGAUAUAUUUUGAAAUAUCUUUAUCUUGGUACAGGUAUUGUAAAAAUGACGAUAAUAAUUACUGAGUACUUCAACUUUGAUACGAUUUGUGAUCUCUAAAAACACUGAUAGUUUUAGUAUGUUGUUGAUAUCAUGAUAGAUUAAUUUAUUAUUUUAGUCGUCAGUGUGGAAUACUGUUAAAGUGAAAUCGAAAUAAAUAUUAUUAAGAUGCUAUUUCUUAAACAGUUUUUUUUUGCUUGUCGUUAUUUAUUUAUAUUAUAAUCAAAGAAAUCAGCAAGGAGGCUCUCUAUGUACUCAUUAAAAUAAAAUCCCUAAAGCGGGAUUUAUUCUGUUACUUAUUAUUCCCUGACUAAUUAUAUUUAUAGUAUUUUAUUUUGAUGUAUGAUUUCAGGUUGUAUACAUUUGCAAAAAUCGCAUACCUACCUAACUGUUUUAUAGCUGUGACACGUUAAUAUAAAAUUAAAUUAUUUAA